Molecule: messenger RNA, 981 nt
Organism: Glycine soja
Lineage: Eukaryota; Viridiplantae; Streptophyta; Magnoliopsida; Fabales; Fabaceae
Product: probable copper-transporting ATPase HMA5
Exons: 5
Coding region: 1-981 (326 amino acids)
Cellular component (GO): membrane
Molecular function (GO): ATP binding; transporter activity; ATP hydrolysis activity
Source: RefSeq, a predicted model, not a curated record
AUGACCAACAAUUUGACUACUAAAUCUCUUUUCACACAGAAGUAUGGAACUUUGGACAAGGAAGAGGUUGAAGAGAAUGCAAAGAGGAUUGAGGAUGUGGCUUUUGCUACUGCAAAUCUACACUAUGAGAAAGAGCCAGAUGGUGAUGGAGGUUCUGCAGUCCAGCUUUAUGCCAAGGAAUGUAGUAAGCUCCUCCUAGAUGUUCUUAAAAAAGGACCUAGUAAAAAGGAUAAUGAAGUGGUGACAAGCAUAGAGGUUGAAAUGGAACACAUUGAUAUUGGUGAACCUGAGAAUACUGGUUUACCAAUGCCAACUGCUGUUAUGGUUGGCACUGGAGUAGGUGCAUCUCAGGGAAUACUUAUCAAAGGAGGUCAAGCCUUAGAAAAUGCACAUAAGGUGAACUGUGUUGUAUUUGACAAAACAGGUACUCUCACAAUUGGGAAGUCUGUGGUAGUAAAUACAAAGCUGUUGACAAAUAUGGUACUCUGGGAAUUCUAUGAACUUGUGGCUGUAGCUGAGGUGAAUAGUGAGCAUCCACUGGCUAAGGCCAUAGUUGAGUAUGCCAAAAAACUGAGAGAUGAUGAGAACCCCAUUUGGCUAGAGGCACAGGAUUUUAUGUCCAUUGUUGGACAUGGAGUUAAGGCCAUGGUUAGAAACAAGGAAAUACUUGUGGGUAACAAGAGCUUGAUGGAAGACCACAAUGUUGCACUUCCCAUCGAUGCUGAAGAGAUGCUUGCAAAAGCCGAAGCAAUGGCUCAAACUGGAAUUAUAGUGUCUAUUAAUAGGGAAGUAGUUGGGGUUUUAGCAGUAUCUGAUCCAUUGAAACCAGCUACACAAGAAAUCAUUUCCAUUUUGAAGUCCAUGAAAAUUAGGAGCAUCAUGGUGACUGGGGACAAUUGGGGAACUGCCAAUUCUAUAGCAAGGGAAGUUGGAAUUGAAACAGUUAUUGUUGAGGCCAAACCAGAUCAGAAACCAGAUUAG